CAUUCGCCGUCGAGCUGGUUGAUCCAAAAUGGAGAAAGCCACAUCUUCCUCGUCCAAUCAGAAAGCCAAUUCCGGUGCCACCGUCAAUGCUACUGGCACUCCAUCGCCGUCGUCUCCACAUCACGAUCACGACCGACACCGUUGCAACCAAGAUUUCUCUACCAAUCUUACAUCGUGGUACCAUUCAAUUUUCCCUCCAAAAUCUCCCUUCCAUUGCUCCUCCCUCACGCCUUCCACUUGCUCCUCAUCUUCAGACGACUUCCAGCUGCUCCUUGACCCUACCUCCGAUGAGAUCGCUACAGAGCGCAGACUCAACCAAGCGCGCCUCAUCCUCGAGUACCACCAGCUCUGUCAACACUACGAUCUGUGCUUCGCUCGUCUCCAGGUCCUCUCCGGAGAGCUCGAAACGUUGCGUAGGGAAAACGCGGAGCUCCGCUUGACCAACUCUGAGCUCGUCAAACUCUUGAGUCUCUCUUCUCAGGCGGCGAUGAAACGAACUCUUCGGAAUGAAGAUAUUACGAAUUUCAACAUGCAGAUGCAGAUGCAGAUGCAGAGUGAGGAGAGGAACGUUAAAGGUGUGGAGUGCAGCUCGCUACCGAACAGUAUAACAAUUAGGUCGAGUGGUUAUGAGAAGAUGAACAGACAGCAAGGACCGAGUCGGAUGCGAAUCGUCACUCCACUCGUCUCUGGAUCUGUGAGUUCACGAUCGGUAAAGCAGCAAGGGUAUGCGCUACCAGGGGAUCGGCAAGAUGAAGAGGCAUUGGAGUUCGACGUGUACAGUCAAGGAAUGGUGAAGACUGAGCUGUGCAAUAAGUGGCAGGAGACCGGCUCGUGCCCUUACGGCGAUCAUUGCCAGUUCGCUCACGGCAUCUCCGAGCUGCGUCCAGUUAUCAGGCAUCCAAGAUACAAGACCGAGGUUUGCAAGAUGGUUCUUGAUGGGAAAACUUGUCCGUACGGCCACAGAUGCCACUUCCGUCACUCCCUUACAGAGCAGGAGAGGAUGCUCAUCUCAAGUUGAUUUAGAGGUUUGAUUCAACAGAAUGUAUAGAAUUUAAGAAUGUCCUUGCAUAAUUCUGAUAAUUUUUUUUUGGAUGUGACAUAAUUCUGAUAAAAUAAUCAUAAAUAA
Messenger RNA from Rubroshorea leprosula, 1126 nucleotides. Lineage: Eukaryota; Viridiplantae; Streptophyta; Magnoliopsida; Malvales; Dipterocarpaceae. The record is from the annotation of a GenBank genome assembly.